Messenger RNA from Rhinichthys klamathensis goyatoka, 723 nucleotides. RefSeq names its product Tp53rk binding protein (gene tprkb). Bases 92 to 619 code for a protein of 175 amino acids. The transcript has 4 exons. Gene Ontology annotation, cellular component: cytosol; nucleus; EKC/KEOPS complex. The record is from RefSeq and is a predicted model, not a curated record. Gene Ontology annotation, biological process: tRNA threonylcarbamoyladenosine modification; telomere maintenance via recombination. Lineage: Eukaryota; Metazoa; Chordata; Actinopteri; Cypriniformes; Leuciscidae.
GUGUCACAUUAUUAUCAUUCCGUCCGUGGACACUGGGUAGCGCGUGCUGUCUAGAUAAAGUUGAUGUACUGAAGGCAUUUGCAUAUUAAUAAUGCAGCUUACACAAGAUUUGGAACUGUUUCCUGAAUACACAGUGACUCAACUUCUCUUCAAAGAUGUGAAAAAUGCGACGGAGUUGAGGAAAAUGGCAGUGAAUGGAGAAAUAAAAGGCGCCUUGAUCAAUCCAUCAAUGGUCGUGGAUGCAUUCCAGAUCCUUGUGGCAGCAAAUAAAGCAGUUCACCUCCAUAAAAUUGGGAAAAUGAAAACCCGGAGCCUUUAUUCUGAAAUAAUUUUUAAUCUUUCACCCACAAACAACAUAUCCGAAGCGUUCAAAAGGUUCGGGGUCUCAGACAGUGACAGUGCGGUUCACAUUGUGUUAGUACACGAUAAAGAAGAGAACCUGAACGUCGAUGACAUCAUCUCAAAGGUGGACGGACAACAGAUUCCUGUUGAUCAAGUGUCCGAUUUGAUGGAUGCUGCAAAAAUUAAAAAGCUUUACAAAGUCGCACCGCAGGAGGAAAAGUGCGGCAGCCUUUUGGACGCUGUUGUUUGCAGGAUGGCCACUAAAGAUGUUGCAUAGAGAAUAUAUAGGUGUUGAUCUGUAAACAAAAGCCUAUUUAUUUGAAAUUCCUUGGUUUUAUUAUAUGUAUAUAUUUUUAAAUAAAUAAAUCAUCUUGAAGGUCA